GCCCCCUUGUGCACCCGCGGCCCCCCACUGUCUUGUGUCUCUCCCUUGGGGACAAGGAUCCCGCGCCCAGCGGCAGGGCACUGGGGCUGAUCGCAGCUUGUGCUGGAGAUCCUGCCCUCAGCCCAGGCGGGGCCAGGCCUGGAUUUGAUUCCAGCCCGUCCGUGGAUCUUAGUUUGCCAUCUGUUAAAUGAGAAAAUUGGGAGUUCCCUCUAAUCUCUCACCUUUGAGCGUCUCCCCAGCUUUCCGGUGCCAGAGCCCCCUUACCCACUUAAACACCCAUGAGGACCCCACACCCUGAGCUUCGGCUUCUCCGGGUUCUGUCAGUAUUUCUGAGGGCUUCGUGUGGUUUUGAAGAUCAUUGGGACCCUUGAAGGGGGGUCCCUUUGAGAGCCGCUGGCUUCAUGACCAAAGCCUUGGACUCAGUGGCAUGGAUCAGCUUUGUCGGCGUGGCCCAGUGUGUCCUCCGGGCCUUGGGAGGCCCAUCUGCCAGCCCUCUGCCAAGGGACGGAGAUGUGAGCGAGAAGGUCACUCCUCUCUUUUUAGGUGACUGACCCCCAGCCUCACUCUGGCCUGGAAACGUCCCCCCUCCUCUCUUCUGGACCCCCUAGAGCUGUGUCUCCAUGGAGGUGACCAUGCUCUGGUGGGGACACGACAUUGAGUCUGGUUCCCCUUUGAGUGGGAGAAGGGCUGGGGCCUCAGGACGGGGCCACCCGAGGAGCAGAGGUUCCGAGGUUCGGUCAGCCCCCGGCCUGGACGCCAGAGAGGACAGCAUUUGCCUGCGCCUCCCCGAAGGGACCCCGAGCUGACUUGUGGCUGGCUGGCCCGAAGGUGGCUUCCAUCGCAGGGGAGACUCGGCCAGGAGCCGCGUGCAGCAUGUCUUCCACGUUGUUCCCCACUGGCCUGGUGCCCUUCGAAGAUCUCUUCUCCAAACCCCCGAAUCCCAUGCUCGGCCCCAGCUUGACUCAAGGUCAGCACGUCUUGGACCAGGAGGGCUGCGGGAAGCUGACCUGCCCACAGUCGAGUCCUGGGCUGUCCAUGAACGCUCCACCCACUGGGCCCUCACCUAGCCCCACCAGCUUUGGGGAUCUGGCCCAUGAGCCUUCAAGCCCCUGCCGGGCCUCAGACCCUCCUUCCUUGGAGCCCAGCCCUGGCUGCAGCAGCUUGGAGGAUGUAUUCUGCAAACUUCCCAGCCCUGAUGACCCUGGGGCCACACAGACACUGCCUUCUGGGGGUUCCCCCUGCUGGGAUUUUGGGGACCUGUUUUGCAAACCCCCAAACCCCAUGCUUUCCUCCAACAUGGCACUCUCAGGCUUAGGAAGUAUGGCCUGUGAACCUCUCCUCCUGGUGCCAACUCCAGCCUUGCCAUCCUCCAGGCCUGCUCCUGGCCCAAGGCCCAGGACAGUGAGCCCAGACGAUGCAACCUGCAGUCCCAGACCAGGGGAAGCCGGGUCCAGGAAACAUAGCGGCCAAGGCAGCGGCCCAUGGCUGGACAGCAAGAAGAGAACCAGGGAGUCCAGGGCUUCUGCCAAGGGGAAGCAGCCCCAGGAGGAGGACUUUGCUCAGCUCCUAGAACAGUAUAGACGUGACAGGGAGGCCCUGGAGGCAGCCCCAGGGUCCCCGCCUGAGGAGGGCAGGACUGAGAAAGAAGCCAAGCGGAGUGCUGGGGGCGGGAAUGCCAGCCGUGCCAAGAAGAGGAAGCGGGUGGGGACGGCAAAGGCCCAGGGCCCCACACGCCCUCCGGGCCCUCCUGCUGCCCCAGAGCAUGCCCCCGUGAGCCAGGAGUUCAUCCUGAAGAACACGGUGGCCCUGGGCUCCCACAGGGUGUGUAAGUACUUCCUGGCUGGACAGUGCGUCCGUGGAGAACAAUGCCGGCUGGACCACGGGGCUGACGGCCUCAAGUUCCAGAAGCUCUGCAAGUACUAUGUGCAGGGCUACUGUACGCGGGGUGACCACUGCCGCUACUUGCACGACGAGUUCCCAUGUAAGUUCUUCCACACGGGUGUCAAGUGCUACCAGGGCGACCACUGCAGCUUCUCCCAUGCGCCUCUGACGCCUGAGACGGAGGCCCUGCUGAGGUCCUCCCUGGCGGGCCCGGGUCCCACAGGGGCAACUCCUGCGGCUCCCUCCUGACAGCCAAGGGCAGACUGAGGGCCUCUCUGAUGAGGCCUCGACCCGACCCUGAGCCUCGACUCUGAGUCCCUGCCUCGACCCAAUCCUGAGCCUCAACCCCGACCCCGACCCCAAGCCUCGUUUCUUACUCUGAAUCUCUACCUCAACCUCGACCCUGAGUUUCAACCCAGAUUCCAAGCCUUGAACCCUGACUUCUGUGUUUGAUAGAGAUGGUAAUUAUUUUCCUCUGGUUAGCACCAUGAUUGCAAUGAGUCAUACUAAAAAUGCCAUGGAGUUAGGAGUAGUUGUUUAUUCCCAACCCCCUGAGGGUUGUGGGACUUAGCAAAAGACAACUUUGAACCCAGUAAGGACUCUCUGGUGCACUUGUAGGACUGAUCUCUGAAGGUGCCUCCAGCCAAGCUGUCUCUCACCCCCUCCACUGGCUACCUGGGAUCUUCCCUCUUAGGGGCCCACACUUGGGACUUCUGUCUUGGGCAGACGAAUACUGCUCUUCUGGGAUACUAAGAAGGGAAGAGGCCUCCAGGGCUGAGGACAUCAAUGUUACUGUGCGGUGGGCCCUCACUUUUAUUGUUUUUAAAACAUUCCCACGUUAGUCAUGUUGUAUAAGAAGAAUCAAAACAAAAGGGAAAAACC
Molecule: messenger RNA, 2763 nt
Organism: Trichosurus vulpecula (common brushtail)
Lineage: Eukaryota; Metazoa; Chordata; Mammalia; Diprotodontia; Phalangeridae
Product: zinc finger CCCH domain-containing protein 8-like
Exons: 2
Coding region: 874-2130 (418 amino acids)
Biological process (GO): negative regulation of DNA-templated transcription
Cellular component (GO): nucleus
Molecular function (GO): metal ion binding; RNA binding
Source: RefSeq, a predicted model, not a curated record